CACACGUGACUCACAGGACAGCGAGUACACGUCAUGGCGGAGCUCGUUAGGUCUCAAGUUCACUUCUCUGGUCAGGUAGAUUGUCCGUCCUUCCAACCCCAUUUCCUCAAGCCUAAUUUCUGCACGAGCUGCUCUAAACUGCUAGACAAGCAUGCUGCACACGCAGUGUCCACCGACGAUAUUAUUCUAAAGGCUCUGGAAUUCUCACAAAAAGGAGAAAAAAUUCCGAGCCUCGUUUUAGAUUCUACAGACACAACUGGAGCUUUGUAUCUGGGCGGAUAUAAAUCUGUUAUGAAUGACGCGUUUCUUGUGGAGCAUAAAAUCGGAGCAAUUGUCAAUACCGCCAAGGGGCUGGAAAAUGUAUUUGGACCAAGCUACAAGCGAGCAGUUGAAAAGGCAUACCAAGACCUCAAGAUUGAGUUUCUUAGAACUCAGUGGGUUGAUGAUACACAUGAAAAGAUACCUCCACAAAGUCUGGCUGAAGUAGUGAAAUUCAUUGAGAAGCACAGAUCAGAAAAAACCUCGGUCUUAGUCCACUGUGCUCAAGGCAAGUCCAGGUCUGCUACUGCAGUUGUGGCUUAUAUUAUGGUGAAGAAUAGUUUGGACACAAAUGGGGCUUUAAAAUUUGUACAGGAGAAACGAGCUAUGGCUGAACCAAACUCUGGCUUCAUGAAGGCAUUGCAAGAUUUUGAAAGAUCGUCUGUAUUCCUAACUCUACGAGAGAAUACUCCACGAUCUUGAAUCAUACUUUGAGCUUUCCCAUGUAACCAUCUUACUAAAAUCUAAACAUGCUAGGAACACUCAACAGCAUGGAUCACAAAUCAUCUGCAAUUAUCAAAUCGUCUGUGACUGCUGCCAACAUUUCUAUAUAGCAUCAGAGAGCAAUGUUGAUAGCAGUUACAUCGACAUAGGUGUACAAUUAUAGCAAUAUAAGAGUAGGCUCCACUGCCAACCAGGAAGUGUUGGAUAUGUAUGAAGUUUCUAUGCCUUCCAAUUUACGUCAAUGUACCGAAAACUGUUAGGUUAACUUGGUAGUAUGCUAGCAAUUAUUGGCACUAGAUGCUAUUAUUAAAUGCAUUCACAUUACCCUAGGGCCUAUCUAGAAGAGAAAACUACCAACAAGAGGUCAGUGCAAAACUGGAAGAGUGCCCACAAAUGGCUACCGUACCCAUCAAAUACUCAGUUUACCCCACAUAACAAUUUUAUUGAGAUUUUAAAAUGUCUGAUUUGAUUGCAAGUAUUGAUUCUGUAAUAUUGGGUAUUCUUCUAAUGUAUAGCUGCAUGUGCAUGUGUUGCAUCAAGCUAAUAGUACUGUGUCUAGACGAGGCCCA
This is a messenger RNA of Corticium candelabrum, 1331 nucleotides long. RefSeq lists its product as uncharacterized. Gene Ontology annotation, biological process: protein dephosphorylation; negative regulation of MAPK cascade. Gene Ontology annotation, molecular function: protein tyrosine/threonine phosphatase activity; MAP kinase tyrosine phosphatase activity; MAP kinase tyrosine/serine/threonine phosphatase activity. The record is from RefSeq and is a predicted model, not a curated record. Lineage: Eukaryota; Metazoa; Porifera; Homoscleromorpha; Homosclerophorida; Plakinidae. The transcript has 4 exons. Bases 34 to 741 code for a protein of 235 amino acids.